GGUAAACCUUGAUCUAUACCAGACUUAUGGUAAAGGCGAGGGUAGGAGGGGUUUAUGUAGAAGACUAGCAGAGGACUAUAAUCCCGCGGAAUUGCAGUCAUAAUGAAUGAUACCAACCUAAUUAUACAUGAUCAAAGCCCGAGCAAGAGAUAUAAUUCGACGCAGGUUGUCUCUUACUAAAAUCUGACAAAUACGGUUUAUAAGAAUAAUUAGAUUUAUACUCCGUCAUCGAUGCCAUGCAUCAUAUAAAAGGGGAUGGAUGCCCGCGUAUCAAUGGAAUAUCAAACUCGAGCAUAUCAGAUUGCAACUUCAAAGGCCAUUAAACACUAAAAAUCAUGUCUUCCACGCCAGCAGCAACAGCAGACGAUAUUGCCCAGCACGGUUGGAGCGCUUUUCCAGUUGAUGGAAAUGCCAUUCUCAAAGGAAAGCCUUAUCUUCACAAACCUUCGCCCCUAACGGUGAAGGAUAUCCCUUUUCCCUCCGAGGAUGCUAUCGUAUGGAAGAUUCAAGAGUAUGCCAAGAAGCAUCUUAUUGAACAAACCUACAAUCAUUCAAUGCGCGUUUAUCACUGGGGUUAUUCCAUCCUCAAGGACCAGUUCCCCGAGCAAUUCGGCAAGCUAUCGCUGUCGACCUGGGCGUUGACGUGCCUCCUCCACGACAUAGGCACCACACACGAGAACUUGCGAACAACACUGCUGUCGUUCGAAUUCUACGGGGGGAUCCUAGCGCUGAACCUAACCAAGGACCUUGGUGCACCCCCGGCCCAGGCCGAAGCCGUAGCCGAGGCGAUUAUCCGCCACCAGGACCUAGGUGCGGUCGGCAAGAUCACGUUCCUGGGCCAGCUGAUCCAGCUGGCGACCAUCUACGACAACAUGGGCAUCAACCCGCAGAUCGUCGACCCGGUCACCAGGGACGACGUGAACAGGGCGUACCCGCGCAAGGGCUGGAGCGGCUGCUUCUCGAAGACGAUUAGGGAGGAGAUUGGGCUGAAGCCCUGGGCUCAUACGACGCACCUCGGGGAGGAGGAUUUCCCCGAGGGGGUGAAGAAUAACGAGCUUAUGAAGCCGUAUGAUGGUUGGGGUUUGUAGGAUGAAGUAUUUGGAGUGAGUACCCAGUGGGAAUUUUUGCAAUUGGAAUACUCGUUUAGGGGUUGGGCAGUAGGUGGCUGUUGGAGAGGCGUGAUGAGGAGGUGGUGUGAUAUGAGUAGCACAUACCUUAGUUGCUAUGGCAAUGAACAGCAGAGAUUAUGAUCCGUUUACCUGUUGGAAAUAGUGAAGUAAUUUCCCGUCCAGUGAUCCAGCUAUUAUCAUCUAGUAGUGUAAAGUGAACAUUAUAAAAUAAGGUAGUCAAAGCUGAUUCGUUUUUAAGACUGGUGGUCCUAUACUGUAUAUGUAUCUCGCAGCUACUU
Messenger RNA from Daldinia caldariorum, 1408 nucleotides. Its product is annotated as cyanamide hydratase. The coding region runs from base 336 to 1088 and encodes 250 amino acids. The record is from RefSeq and is a predicted model, not a curated record. Lineage: Eukaryota; Fungi; Ascomycota; Sordariomycetes; Xylariales; Hypoxylaceae. The transcript has 2 exons.